CCUCCUCUUCCUCCUCAUCUCUCUCCCUCUCGAGCUCUGCUCCGUUCUUGGAGUUCUUCUCGUCUCGCAAGGGAGGAGGAAGAGGAGAUCGAGGCAGCCAUGAUGCAGCAGCAGCAGGAGUCGUGGAACGCCGCAGCCGCCGUGGGGCUCCUCCGGCCGACCAAGUCGGCGCCCUGCUCGCCCAUCAAGCCGGCGGCGGCGGCGGCCAUGCUCCGCACCAACUCCGACUCCUUCCACGUCGCCCACAAGGUGCCCGUCGGCGACACACCGUACGUGCGCGCCAAGCGCGUCCAGCUGGUUGACAAGGACCCGGAGAAGGCGAUCGCGCUGUUCUGGGGGGCCAUCAACGCCGGCGACCGCGUGGACAGCGCGCUCAAGGACAUGGCCAUCGUGAUGAAACAGCAGAACCGCGCCGAAGAGGCCAUCGAGGCCAUCAAGUCGCUGCGCAGCCGAUGCUCCGACCAGGCGCAGGAGUCACUCGACAACAUCCUCCUCGACCUCUACAAGAGAUGCGGGAGGCUGGAAGACCAGAUCUCGCUGCUCAAGCACAAGCUGCAGCUGAUCCACCAAGGACACGCAUUCAACGGCAAGCGCACCAAGACGGCGCGGUCGCAGGGCCGCAAGUUCCAGGUCACCCUCGAGCAAGAAGCGACCAGGCUCCUUGGCAAUCUGGGGUGGGCGCUGAUGCAGAAGGAGAACUACACGGAGGCGGAGGGGGCGUACCGGCGUGCGCUGCUCAUCGGGCCGGACAACAACAAGAUGUGCAACCUGGGCAUCUGCCUCAUGAAGCAGGGCCGUGUGCUCGAGGCCAAGGACGUGCUCAAGCAGGUGCGCCCCGCGGCGGUCGACGGCCUUCGCGGCGCGGACUCGCACCUCAAGGCCUACGAGCGCGCGCAGGAGAUGCUGCGGGACCUCGAGGCCAAGCUCGUCGGCCGCCCGCGCGCCGAUCAGCUUGACACGAGCUGGCUCUUCGACGCGCUACUGCUUGGGUCGUCCUCAAGCAUCUGGCAACCGCAGCCGUGCAUCGACCACAUGCUGCCGCCCCCGGCCCCGGCCCCGCGCGAUCGCUUCGCCGAUGAGAACGCCGGUUUGAGCAAGAAGAUGGCGGCGCUGCAGGCGAACAUGCUCAAUGUGGACGCCCAGCCGUUCUACUCUCUGCGGAUGCCGCCACUUGAAACCAAGCGACAGAACACGCUGCCUCGGCCUCAGCAGCAGCAGCAGCAGAAGCCGGCUCCGGUGCAUGAUCCCAUGGGCAACCUGAAGAGGACACGGUCCGGCAAUGCCAUGGACAAGGAGCAAAGCACCGACGAGAACAGCGGGAGGAGGAAGUCGCUCUCGGCCGAGGAAAGAUGGCCGGAGCUGCCCGACCACAGUGCGUUCGACGAGGCCCUUGUGGCGGCGGUUCUUGCGCCAGUCCUUGACGAUGAACCAGCAGCCACUGAAGAGAACGCCAGCGGCAAGCAGCCGGCGAGCUGCGACACGAGCCCAGCGAUGAAGGAGAAGAUCGGCAAGAGGCUCAGGAUCUUCCAGGACAUCACACAGACAGUGAACACAUUCUGAUUCGUUUCAUUUUUCUUUUGUUUCCUACUCACAAACAGGCAUGCUUGAGGUUGGUGACACGGCGAAGGAGAUGGGCUUAUUCUCCUGGGAGCUCCUGCCUGGCAACUAAGUUAAUCAGGGAUUCGAUUCGAUUCGAUUUAAUUUCCUGCUGAUUUUCAAUUCAAUUUAACACACCAAAAUAACAGCUGAUUCUUUUGUUCACUUCUUCAGCUUGACACUUAAGCAAGAGCGUGUUUCCAGCUUAUUUUCCAUUAGGCCUUCCUUGUAAUAGAAGUGGAUUGCAGCUUGUUCUAAUUUCGUCUGGUUAAACGCUUGAAUAACAAAGUGACUCAUUUAUUUA
Molecule: messenger RNA, 1900 nt
Organism: Phragmites australis (common reed)
Lineage: Eukaryota; Viridiplantae; Streptophyta; Magnoliopsida; Poales; Poaceae
Product: protein POLLENLESS 3-LIKE 2
Exons: 4
Coding region: 100-1560 (486 amino acids)
Molecular function (GO): protein binding
Source: RefSeq, a predicted model, not a curated record